Molecule: messenger RNA, 1275 nt
Organism: Stereum hirsutum FP-91666 SS1
Lineage: Eukaryota; Fungi; Basidiomycota; Agaricomycetes; Russulales; Stereaceae
Exons: 8
Coding region: 1-1275 (424 amino acids)
Molecular function (GO): protein binding
Source: RefSeq, a predicted model, not a curated record
AUGAAGCUUAACUCCGUUUUAAUAUUUUUGGCGACCUCUUACGCGUCGUUCUCUGGCUGCGCUGGUGCUGACAAUGCCACAAUAACGUUCAACGCAUCCUCCGAUGCGUCUUCCUCUGUGGGCGCCGCUUACUUCAUCACCAACAGCGUCGACGGAAAUUAUGUUGUCUCGGCUGACAUUGGUGCUGACGGACAGCUGUCACUCGCUUCAGCCAUCCCUACGGGUGGCAAUGGUUCUCAUGUUCAAACCGGAAACCCAAUCGCUCCCGACGCUUUCUUCUCGCAGGCCCCGAUUGUCGCAUCGUCCUCUGGGAAUGUCCUCGCCACUAUUAAUGCCGGUGCAAACACCGUAUCGGCGUUCGCAAUCGAUCCCACCAACCCUUCCAACUUGACGGCUAUCGGAGAACCAGUUUCUAGCGAGGGUGACUUCCCUAUCUCCGUUGCGAUCAACCACGCUGGAGAUCGCGUUUGUGUGCUGAACGGUGGACAACGUAACGGUGUGAGCUGCUACAGCGUCAAUUCUACCGGCCUCGUCUCCGUCCCUGGGACCGUUCGUCUCAUCGGGCAGCCCCAGAUCACGCCCCCCUUCGGUCCUGCCACCUCCCUUUCCCAAGUCAUAUUCACUGAAGAUGAGAAACAUCUUGUUGCUGCAGUCAAGGGUUUAACCCAGACCCAAACAAACUUCUCCUGCAAGGGCUACCUCGCUGUUUGGGAUGUUGCUGCGAACGGUUCCCUGUCUGAGAACUUCACGAAGGUGUACCCGAAGGAUGGAGGCGCAUCACCGUUCGCUAUGACCAUCAUCCCUGGAUCGAACGCCAUUUUCGCUGCCGAUACCGCCAUUGGAUACGACAUCUUCGACUUUUCGGAUGUUUCUACUGCUUCGACCAGCAACCGCUCGUCUGCCAACGCUACUCCGGGCGGGGGUAACUGCUGGUCGGCGUACAGCAACAAGACGGGAAGCUAUUACCUCGUUGCUCCCGGAUCCGACAACGUCACGGAAGUGACAAUCAACAGUGAUUUGACUAGUUCCGUCGUCAAUGUAUACCAACUCUCGAACACAGCCAACACUCUUGACAUCGCCACGGCGUCGUUCAAUGACAAGAGCUUCGCAUAUAUUCUUCAACCCAACAGCACUUCUAUUGGGAUUUUGAGCUUGGACGCUUCAGGCAACGCGACUCUCGUCCAAAACUACAACUGGUCGUCCAUCGCCACCAACGGAGGCCUCUCUUUCGACCCUCUCUAUCUUGCUGGAAUGACUACUUUCAUCAAGCCAUGA